AUGCAGACCCACUUGUACUCUGCCUUUGUGGAUCUGACGAAAGCCUUCGACACGGUGAAUCGCGACGGAUUGUGGAAAAUAAUGCAGAAAUUUGGCUGUCCAGAACGAUUCACUCAGAUGGUGCGUCAGCUCAAUGAUGGCAUGAUGGCGCGAGUUAUGGGCAAUGGGGAUGUCUCAGAGGCACUCGCAGUGACCUUCGGAAUGAGGCAUGGCUGCGUUCUCACGCCUGCCCUCCUCAGUCUUAUGUUCUCUGCCAUGCUGAUGGACGCCUACCGUGAUGAACGCCCCGGGGUCCGUAUCGCCUACAGGACGGCGUCCACCUGCUCAACCACAUGCGGAUGCACUUCCUGUCGCGUGUAUCCACAAUCAACGUCCACGGACGACUGCGCCCUCAACACCACGUCGGAAGGGGACAUGCAAAGGAGCAUGGAUCUCUCUGUCGCCACCUGCGACAAAUUCCGCUUGGUCAUAAACACGGAGAAAAUGGUGCACAUACAUCAACCGCCACCCGACGUUGCCUACGUCGUACCCCAAAUCAACAUGAACGGCGCCCAGCUACAAAUUGUGAACAGCUUCACAUACCCGGGCAGCAUGCUCUCCCCUAACACCAAAGUCGACGACGAAGUGGCCCUCCGGAUUUCCAACGCCACUCAUGCCUUCGACCGUCUGCAGAACACCGUCUGGAACCGUCACGGUCUCCAUCUCAACACCAAGCUGAGGAUGUGCACGGUAGUCAUCCUGAGACGCUGA
Molecule: messenger RNA, 750 nt
Organism: Spirometra erinaceieuropaei
Lineage: Eukaryota; Metazoa; Platyhelminthes; Cestoda; Diphyllobothriidea; Diphyllobothriidae
Source: the annotation of a GenBank genome assembly